Echinostoma caproni is the source of this 624-nucleotide messenger RNA. The record is from the annotation of a GenBank genome assembly. Lineage: Eukaryota; Metazoa; Platyhelminthes; Trematoda; Plagiorchiida; Echinostomatidae.
AUGUUAUCGCAUGGGAUUGAACGUAUCCCUCAAUGUUAUUCUGUUAAACUCAAUUCGUUGUUAUCAUUGUUCAUUCGAAUUUGGUCACAAUUCUUUUCACUGUUAUCUGGUUCCCUUUCCAUUCUGGGUUCGCGCGCACAGCCGGUUCCGAUUUUAACAACUCAACGGCCUCCGGAAUUCUGGUGCAACAUAGCUUACUUCGAACUGGACCAACAAGUUGGCGAGCUGUUUAAAGUACCCAGUCAGUACUCUCGUGUAACGGUAGACGGCUACACGGAUCCUUCCAGUCCAAAUCGAUUCUGCCUUGGUCAGCUAUCCAACGUUCACAGAUCAGAACAAUCAGAAAAGUCUCGGUUAUAUAUCGGGAAGGGCGUCGAACUAGAUAAUGUUGGCGAGGGUGAUGUUUGGAUCCGUUGUCUGUCCGAAUUUUCUGUAUUCGUACAAAGCUACUAUCUGGAUCGAGAAGCCGGCCGUCGACCAGGCGAUGCGGUGCAUAAAAUAUAUCCCGGCGCUUAUAUCAAAGUGAGUAUCGGCCAUUCUGGUUUUUGCUAUCCUCUGUCACUAAUAUCGACACCUGAUAAUAUUAGUCUCGUUUCUCUUAUCGAGCUUUUUGUUCAGUGUUAA